Molecule: messenger RNA, 1669 nt
Organism: Ictidomys tridecemlineatus (thirteen-lined ground squirrel)
Lineage: Eukaryota; Metazoa; Chordata; Mammalia; Rodentia; Sciuridae
Gene: Arl11
Product: ARF like GTPase 11
Molecular function (GO): GTPase activity; GTP binding
Source: RefSeq, a predicted model, not a curated record
CUCAUUCUUGGGACAUGCCUGACCAGCAGACAGCAGCUCCAUGGUAGACGAGAGCCCCGGAGGAGGACCGUUCUGCCGCCAUCUAAAGAUAACACUGAGGAGGCCUCCCACUCUCCUCUGAAGCCGGCCCCAGCCGUCAGCCAGCUGGUGGGGACCCAGGCUCCCUCACUUGCUGGCCCUUUCAACCCUGGUCCUCCUGUAGGGCAGAAGCUCCUCUCCCUGCCUGUGUGGGUUUGUGUUCCUUCAGGAAGUCUAAAGCCUUUCACGCUGGGACUUAGCGCGGGGCCACCAUGGGGUCUGUGCAUUUCAGAAGUCACAAGGCAGAAGCCCAGGUGAUGAUGAUGGGCCUGGACGGGGCAGGCAAGACCACCCUCCUGUACAGACUGAAGGGCCACCAGGAAGUGGAGACCCUGCCCACCAUCGGUUUCAAUGUGGAGCCUCUUGAAGCUCCUGGGCAUAAGUCGGUGAUCCUCUGGGACGUUGGGGGCCAGGCUCAGCUCAGGGCAAGCUGGAAGGACUAUCUGGAAGGCACUGAGGUGCUGGUGUACGUGCUGGACAGCACCGAUGAAGCCCGCUUGCCUGAAGCUCUGGGUGAGCUCAAAGAAGUCCUGAAGGACCCCCACAUGACGGGUGUCCCUUUCUUGGUGCUGGCCAAUAAGCAGGAGGCCCCGGACGCCCUCCCGCUGCGGGAGAUCCGAAGGAGGCUGGGCCUGGAGUGCUUCGCGGACCGCGGCUGGGACCUCCGCGCCUGCAGCGCCCUCAGCGGCCAGGGGCUGCCCGAGGCCUGGAAGAGCCUGCAGGCUCUGCUGAAAUCCCGCGGCCGCCUGUGUCUCCAGCUCAGAGGCGGUGGGGCCGGGCACAGGGACCACAAGAAACCCUGACCAGGCCGGAGCAGCUGAUCUUGGCUCCUGUGAACCGGAAGAAGCAGCUGAUCCUGGAGCAACUUGAGCUCCGUUGGUCAAACCAGAAGUCUUUCUGUUCUCCAGCAGGAUGCUCUCUUCUCGGGACUCAUUUUCAGUGGUAUUUAUGUUGAGAAAUCUUUGAAUAACAAUUUUAUCCUUUGAAUAAUGGUACCCUAAUAAGAAAAGAAAACCCUCAGCAUGUUUCAUUGAAUAGCUCAUUAUCAAGUGUGAAUGGAGCCACAAGUGGUCACAUAAAGGGAGAUGGAAGUUCAAUAAAAGGGAGAAGUUUCAAGAUCAAAUUUGAGUAUCAUCUGGACACAUUUGCCGUCAUUAUGAGUGAUUUUCCCUGAUGGCCUCUGGGUAUGUGCCACUAUCCUUCUUGGUUCAGGUAGCCAGAGCAGGUGGGUUGGCUGCCACAGAACCUGCAUUAUAGAAGUUCACUGGGGCCCCCAGCCCUAAGCAAGCAGUUGUGAAUUAAGGGCUUCCAAAAUCCACCCUCCUUUAAGACCCAGUGGCCUGGGAGGCUGAGGCAGGAGGAUCUCAAGCUCAAAGCCAGCCUCAGCAACUUAGUGAGGCCCUAAGCAACUCAGCAAGACCUUGUCUCGGGAAAAAAAAAAGGAUGGGGGCCAGGGGGUGCUGGGAUAUGGCUCAGUGGUUAAGCACUCCUGGGUUCAAUCCCCAGUUCCAAAAAAAAAAAAACAAAAAACAAGAAACAAAACAAAACAAAAAGGCAAAGGAGCUUUUAGAUGUGAACCAAGUGUUUUAGA